AUGGUCUUCGAGGAAUGUGCUAGUGUCAUCAAAAGAGACCUACGUCAAAACGGUCAGCCUGAAGAUGGUGAACCGCAAACGAUUCAUCCGAAUAAGGAACAAUUAACCAGGAGAUAUGCAAUCAUUCCUGAACAGGUGACUCGUAUAUUUCAUCCCUACUCACAAAAAGGUUGCUGUUCAUCUGAUAAUGUGAUCAUCGUACCGCAUGUACAGAUUAGUCCCAACGAGUCGCAUCUCUUCAACAGAGCCAUCAGUUCCGGUGGUGGGCUAUUGGCAGAUUUACAACGGGCAACCAUCUCAGCACAUUCCUUCUACGCCGAUAACAACGAACAGACGAAGACGAGGUCACCGUGGAUUCUUAAACGAUUGUACGAGUGGUCCAAUCGUGCAAAGCGACGUGAGAUUAUCAAGCACGUACAGGCGGCGCUGGAGACGUCGGUCGACCAUGAAAUGGAGGACGAGGAACUCGAGAGACUGCUGAUAUAUAUUCAUCAAGAUCCACUUCAGAAGCAAAAAUACCUUCAAGCAGUUUGGGAGCUAUUCCACUCGGAGUUGAAAUUUCUUCAUCAUCAACUGCUUGUGUUACGGAAUGUCUACAAGGAGCCACUGAAGAAAUGUCAAGUAGAAGGUUGUCUGCUCACGGUUGAGCCCGACUUACUGUUUGGUAACCUUGAACAGUUAUGUCGUAUAUCUCGUGGAUUUUGCCAGACAUUCCUCACUCUUCUACAAGAUGUGAAUUCUAACAGAACGGAUUAUGAUUGUACGGAACUUGUCGUAAAGCUUUUCGAAAAGUUCUCAAAAGGUCCAUCGACGAUUUCCGCAUACCAAGCGUACUGUAUCAACUACAAAGCCACCAUGGAAUAUCUUGGUUCAAUUCGCCAAAAAGAGGAACGAUUUACUGAGUUCGAACGGAUAUGUAUGGCGGAUGAGCGAUGUUCUCGUUUACAACUCGAAGAUUUGCUCAUCGCUCCUUUACAAAGAAUCACACGGCUACCUAUUAUGUUACGUGAAAUCCAUAAGUACACGGAAGGCGAAGAAAACAAGGCAAAAGUGGAGAAAGUGAUUGACUCGAUGACGGAAAGCCUUAGGUCGAUAGAUGACAGUGUGCAAUGGCUACACAACUUCGAACGACUACAACAAUUGCAAACUCAGGUUAUCUGGCCGUCGAUUUUCGAGCUCGAACCAAAAUCUUUUGUUCCAGAUUUUCUCAGAGUGGCUCUGUCUCGUCAGUUCUGCGAAAAUCUUUUGGCUCAUCCGCGACGAAAGCUCAUCCAUGAGGGACCGCUUGAAUUAGUUGAGAAUGGGAGGACAGUGGAUUGCUACGCUUUCCUCUUCAACGAUAUGUUCGUCUUAUCGAAAACGAAAAAAUGCGCUCUGAAGUUGAGAGUGGUGGGUAUCGCCACACAGCUUUUGCUAGGAGGAUAUUGUGUCCCUUAUGAAGUUUAG
Messenger RNA from Angiostrongylus costaricensis, 1446 nucleotides. NCBI's taxonomy places the organism in Eukaryota, Metazoa, Nematoda, Chromadorea, Rhabditida, Metastrongylidae. The record is from the annotation of a GenBank genome assembly.